This is a messenger RNA of Haliotis rufescens (red abalone), 2383 nucleotides long. RefSeq names its product nuclear envelope phosphatase-regulatory subunit 1-like. The record is from RefSeq and is a predicted model, not a curated record. Gene Ontology annotation, cellular component: Nem1-Spo7 phosphatase complex; cytoplasm. Lineage: Eukaryota; Metazoa; Mollusca; Gastropoda; Lepetellida; Haliotidae. Bases 82 to 480 code for a protein of 132 amino acids. The transcript is spliced from 6 exons.
AAUAGACCAAUCAGCUUUCGCGUCUCACGGCGGAGAAGGGAGUUUUCCAGUCGUGUAUAUUGCACGGCAUUGGUCCACUAUAUGCACGAUAUCGUGUAUACAGACGGUCUGAUGGCAGAACAAACGGAAGAUUUAAAGGCGUUUGAGAGGAGGCUGACAGAAGUCAUAGAUAAGCUUCAGCCCGCAGCAAGGUUCUGGAGAAUCAUCCUGAUCUUCAUCUCCGUGUGUACAGCAGUAGGGGCAUGGACGUGGCUCUGGGACCCCCUCACACCUCAGGUAUCGUUCACCCAGUCUCUGCUGAACCACCCAUUCUUCACCAUCAGCUGCCUCAUCCUCGUCAUGCUCUUCCUCUGGGGCAUCCACAAGCGAGUGGUGGCACCAUCAAUAAUUGCUUCCAGAUGCCGGCAAGUCCUGGGAGAUUAUAACAUGUCCUGUGAUGACACAGGAAAGCUUAUUUUGAAGCCUAGGCCAUCAACCUGACAUAAAGACCUCGCCUAGAGCCAGUGAAGGACUUUCAGUGCAGUACAUGUAUUAUCAGUGCAUAUCACAUCCCUUGCCUGCAGCCAGCAUCCAUGUCCGGGGCCCAUCAACAUGAAGUACCUGGCCCUGAUUGAGGAUACUGAAGCAGCAAGAUGAAGGAUGAUCAGCAUCAGUUAACCAGCUGUGUAAUUGUUAACUAGGGGGGCAGUUUGUAUGGACAUUUUAGAUUGAAUGUGAUUGAAUGUCCCCUUCAUAUCUGUAUGGACUUGGAGAGGACGCAUCACCGUGUUGUGUGGAAACUGAACUGGUUAAUAUUGGUGGGCAACCAAGUGUGAGGCCAUCAUGAAUCAUGAGAAGUGGAAUAUACACGUAUAUGUGUUUGGAUUUACAGCUCAUCAUGACAUGAGUCAUACUGUCAUUAGUAUUCUUUCAAUAAAUGAAAUGACCUGAAAUUAAACCAACUGAUAGAUCCAGAGAAGGCUGAGUUAGGGACAUAACACACACUAUGUACUGGUACAUGACCUAGCCACGGCAUGAGCUAGCAGCAUAACACACACUAUGUACAUGAUCUAGCCACAGCAUGAGUUAGGGACAUAACACACACUAUGUACAUGAUCUAGCCACAGCAUGAGUUAGGGACAUAACACACACUAUGUACAUGAUCUAGCCACGGCAUGAGUUAGGGACAUAACACACACUAGGUACAUGAUCUAGCCACAGCAUGAGUUAGGGACAUAACACACACUAGGUACAUGAUCUAGCCACAGCAUGAGUUAGGGACAUAACACACACUAUGUACAUGAUCUAGCCACAGCAUGAGUGAGGGACAUAACACACACUAUGUACAUGAUCUAGCCACAGCAUGAGUUAGGGACAUAACACACACUAGGUACAUGAUCUAGCCACAGUAUGAGUUAGGGACAUAACACACACUAUGUACAUGAUCUAGCCACAGCAUGAGUUAGGGACAUAACACACACUAUGUACAUGAUCUAGCCACGGCAUGAGUUAGGGACAUAACACACACUAGGUACAUGAUCUAGCCACAGCAUGAGUUAGGGACAUAACACACACUAGGUACAUGAUCUAGCCACAGCAUGAGUUAGGGACAUAACACACACUAGGUACAUGAUCUAGCCACAGCAUGAGUUAGGGACAUAACACUAUGCGUAUCCAGACACUUACAACAGAAGCAGGAUGUGCCAUUGUGCACCAAAAAGGGAAUGACUGUUUGAUAUUCUUAUGGGAGGUGGACUUGGAUUUUGCAUAUGUCAACCAAAUAUUUUAUAUUUUUCAGCCACAGCUGUAAAACCAGAUUAAAAAAAUUUAAACUAUGAGCCUAAUUAUUUUUUUGCAAUCUGGGACAAUAUAUUAUUUUUCUUAUAACCCCCCAAAUAUCUAAAGGUUGGUCCUUAAUGGUAUGAACAUUUUAAGAUGUAUCAGUUUGUAUGUCGUAUCCCUUUGUAAUGUAAUAUCUGCACAGCAUAAGUUGUGUUAGUGUGGCACUGUGUGUCAUGCUUAUUGGAUGAUGGAUGUAUGAUGAGGAAUUCAGCAUUGCAUCCUAAUGCAGUUCUUCUGUGUAUUUACAGUGUGUGUGGGAUACUAAGGGGUGCUUUCAGUCUAAUAGUCUGUCUGGUAAAUGUGAGAUCCACAUCUACAUUUGCUUCCUCUUCAUGUACAAGUCUGCAGUCCGAGCUAGAUAUAGGCUCCAUCAACAGAAGCUUUCUGCCCUAUUCACACCUAGUCCACAAGGGUAAGACUCAAGUUUCGGCCGAUGGAUGGUAGCAGCCUGUACAAUUGAACUAAACCUCACAAUUUCUGAAAAUUAGACUAACCCCUUCAUUUCAGUCAUGCAUCAUUUGACAUCUCAGAGAAUUAAAUAAAAAAAAAUGUACAUACUUCA